AUGGCAGGUUUCAACGCUUAUAUUGCUUUUGGUGUUUUGGUGAUUAUGACAAGUGGAGCGGUCACGGCUCGUGAUGUUGAUCCGAUCAAAGCAAACAAUUGCGAAACUAAGAUGACAACGCAUUGUGUUAUCGAGGUUUUCACUAGUAUAUUCAAGACCGGAACCGUUUCUGAUAAUUGUUGUCAUGAACUAAUAGGACUCGGUCAACUUUGUCAUAAUGCAUUGGUGAAGAAAACUCUUGAAAAUCCUCUAUUUAAAAAUAACGAUACAUCAGUAAUCUUAUCAAGGGCAGCUCAAGUAUGGAAUAAGUGUACUUUAGCUGGCGAGGAUGUUUCACCUACUUCUUCUCCUUGA
Theobroma umbraticum is the source of this 354-nucleotide messenger RNA. Its product is annotated as protein DOWN-REGULATED IN DIF1 11-like. NCBI's taxonomy places the organism in Eukaryota, Viridiplantae, Streptophyta, Magnoliopsida, Malvales, Malvaceae. The record is from RefSeq and is a predicted model, not a curated record.